ACGAUAACGACGACGGCGAGGCGAUGGAGGCAGGAGGAGAGAUGCGGGUGGCCAUCAUUGGAGCGGGGUCCGCAGGAAUGGUGAUGGCGAAAACACUAAAGGAAAUGGCCAAGUCUGUGCAGCGACCAAUCUCGUAUCGCGUCUUUGAGCGGAGGUCCAAAGUCGGAGGAAUCUGGCAGCUCGACGCAGAUCCAGGGUCAUGCUGGCUCGCGGGAGAAGAUCCGACCAGUGGACGACUCGUUGAGCUUUCCAAGCAAGGCUCGGGUAGACUGAGAGUCGGCUGGAAUGGGAGCGUUCCUCCGGGACCCAUGUUUCAGGGUCUCCGAACCAACAUACCCUCGGACUUGAUGGCCUAUCGCGACGUCCCCUUCAGAGAGGGCACAGACCUUUUCCCGAGCCGCGAGAUCGUCCAAUCGUACUUGGAAGAGUACGGAAAGGACCUGGCAGAUGAAAACGUACAACUCAACACAGAAGUCGUUUCAGUCACAAAAGAGGGCGAAUGCUGGAAGGUCAAAUGUCGAGGGCAGUCAGAAGAAGAAGAAGACAUCUACACCCACGUCGUUGUCGCCUCGGGGCGGUGCAACACGCCUAACAUACCCAAUAUACCCGGUCUCCAGCACUUCAAGGGCAAGAUCAUGCACUCAGCAUGGUACCGCGAUCCUUGUGAAUUUAGAGGAAAGACAGUCCUUGUCGUCGGCAAUGCUUCGUCAGGCAUGGACAUUGCGCGCGAACUUGCCGGCUACAUAACAAGGACUCUUCCCAGUGGCUACACACCCGAGACGUGGCCUGAACAGGUCAAAGGCAAUGGCAAGGUCAACGUCAUCAGCUCGUGGGAAUCGCUCGAAAAGCCCCCACCUAUGGACUUCAACCCGUUGGACCCUUCGUCGCCGGAGUGGUGUCGCAAGGUCCAAGUGCGAGGACGGAUCAAGGCAGUGCACGAAGAUGGAGCCAUUGUCUUUGAAGAGGGCGAGGAUGUGAAGUCGGGUCAGGUCGACGUCAUCGUCUUUGCCACUGGCUUCCUGUUCGACUUUCCCUUUCUGAAGCAGAACCAGGGCGCUUUGUUGAAGGCUCCCAUCCUACCGCACUUUGAAGGAAACGACUCGGGUGGGAGACCCUCGUCGACAAUGUUCAAUCUCGAUGACUGGCUUCUGUUCCACGCGAGAGACAAGACCAUCUGCUUUCUGGGGAUGCCCGUCACCGUCGUUCCCUUUCCCUUGACCGACGCUCAGGCUCGCUACGUGGCCAAUCGCUGGGCAGGCCUUUGCCCGCCACUCCCACAGCUCGACACAACAAUUCCUCCCCCGGAUGCAUCACGAUGGACCUCGAAGUCAGCUACCGCCCCCACCACCACCUCAUCAUCACAGAACCAUGCAGAGGAUGUCCGUCUUGAGCCGGUUCAACACGUCUUCGGCUACCCUUCGGAUGUGGCCUAUGUCGAUGAACUGAUGCGAUUGCUCCCCGGCCCGACUGCUGGUAGAGAAGCGCCGUGGGACAAGGGCAAUGCCGCCGACAGUGGACCUAGAGAGAGAGGACCUGAAAAGGACUACCUCACCACGUCCUGGCGGCGAGACCGACGAGCGAAUGGCAAAACACUCAGAAGAGCCACCCUGGGUUACUGAAUAGAAAGAGAUGCUGUGAUCAUAGAGCUUGCAGAAACCAUUG
Acaromyces ingoldii is the source of this 1662-nucleotide messenger RNA. RefSeq names its product FAD/NAD(P)-binding domain-containing protein. The transcript is spliced from 3 exons. The coding region runs from base 24 to 1619 and encodes 531 amino acids. NCBI's taxonomy places the organism in Eukaryota, Fungi, Basidiomycota, Exobasidiomycetes, Exobasidiales, Cryptobasidiaceae. The record is from RefSeq and is a predicted model, not a curated record. Gene Ontology annotation, molecular function: flavin adenine dinucleotide binding; NADP binding; N,N-dimethylaniline monooxygenase activity.